AUCCGUAUCUGUGACGAGUGCGACGUUGCCGUACCGCGCGCGUUGUUCACGUGACGGGGCCGCGCCGGCCUCCAGUCGCCGCGAGACGGGGCCGCGCUGUGCACGACACGAUGCCUCUACCAUUCAACAAAGCGUUGGAUUUGAAGCUACUCGAGCUGGUGAAGGACAACCCUAUUCUAUACAACUCGAGGCACACGAAGUACGUGGACUACGACGCUAGGGAGGUCGUUUGGCAGAAGAUUGGCGAUGCGCUGAAUAGGCCUGGACAAGUAUGCAAAUCGCGAUGGAUCAACAUCAGAGAUAUGAUGCGGAGGAAGGUGAAGGAGCGGCUGAGGAACCCUCACCACCGCAUAUACAAUUACAAGUACGAGGAGGAGCUAGCGUUCAUGCUGCCCUACUUCAAGGAGCCCGCCUCCAACACCAGCGAGGAAUACCCCGACUUCCUAGACGAGGAAACUGGUCAGUUGACGGAAGUGGAGAUGCCGUCGACUGUGUUCGUCGACGAGAAUGAAUACGACUCUACAGAUACGAAAGAGGUUAAAUUGAACGUGAGAAGGCGUAAUCAAGAGGGGUCCGGCUCAAAAGAAAAUGAUACUGUUUAUACGGAAUUGAACCCGACAGACCCCAUAGACGUGUUCUUAAUAACAGUUGGUACAACGCUAAGGAAGUUCUCACCGUAUUAUUUGAACCAGGCGAAGAGUAAGAUCUUCCAAGUGGUACAGGAUUACGAGCUCGAGCAAAUAGUCAACAAGGACGCCCAGACGGACACGGGCGGCGGGAAUACUAACAGAUAAAACUGUAUUUUUUUUAUAAACAUAAAUUUUUUUUAGUUAUUUAGUAUAAGUGCUGUUAAGAGUUUAUUAUUAUAUAUUUUUAUACUGCUAA
Messenger RNA from Galleria mellonella (greater wax moth), 885 nucleotides. RefSeq lists its product as uncharacterized. Gene Ontology annotation, biological process: regulation of transcription by RNA polymerase II. Gene Ontology annotation, cellular component: transcription regulator complex; nucleus. The coding region runs from base 111 to 794 and encodes 227 amino acids. The transcript is spliced from 2 exons. NCBI's taxonomy places the organism in Eukaryota, Metazoa, Arthropoda, Insecta, Lepidoptera, Pyralidae. The record is from RefSeq and is a predicted model, not a curated record.